AUGGCAACAUACGUGGGAAGCAGCUCUAUCCAUGUUGGACCACAUUCCCAACUUUGGGUGGUAUCGGUAAGGGAAAAACAGCAGGUACCAUACCGUUUUGAUAAUACGGUACACCAGCGUGCGGAAAUACGCAGACGAUACCGAACAGAACGACCGAACGGCGCCGUACUCAAAUCAACCCCUGCCAACCCACGUUUUGUUCGGGUCAAUCGGGGCAUCCCUGCAAUCCGCACCCAGCACUGGCGACGGCCAAUCGAACGGGCGCCUUCCUGCUGCCGUCCCACCCCGGCCUGCACCUCCGCUAACCGGGCUCGGCGGCUGUCCUUCGCUGUCGUCGUCCAUCGUACUCUGCUACUGCGUACUGCGCACUGUGUAGACCAUAGGGCAGCGUGGAAUCUGGAGUCCGGAGUCCUGAGUCCUGGAGUGGCAGCACAAGGUCCAUCGGACCAGUCACAUGGCGCAUAUGCAAGCGUUUUUGCUCCCUAG
Molecule: messenger RNA, 486 nt
Organism: Histoplasma capsulatum G186AR
Lineage: Eukaryota; Fungi; Ascomycota; Eurotiomycetes; Onygenales; Ajellomycetaceae
Exons: 1
Coding region: 1-486 (161 amino acids)
Source: RefSeq, a predicted model, not a curated record